UGCACGGCGGUCCUCCCGGUGGCUUCGGUGGCCACGGAUACUUUGCAGGCCCGAUGACGGGCAUGGGCGGCGGCCUCCGCGGUCCGCCCGGUUGCGGUGGCUAUGGUGGCGACAUGGACUGGCGCACACUUCGCGAUGAUCCAAGCAGCUUCGCCGACCUCCAAGGUGCGGGUGGUCACGGUGGAUUUGGUGGUGCAAGCAGCGUCAUGGGCGGUGCGCGGAGUGGGCUUAGACUUCGCGGGGACGGCAUCAAUGGCCUUGACGGCCCCGUCGUGGUGCACUGCACUCACCAGGUCAUGGCGGUUUUGGCGGCGGCGGACGAGGAGGUCCCAGAUGUGGUAUGCCUCGCGCAGGCUUCCCGAAUCGCAGAGCGCCAGCCCAGGGUUGCCGCCGCUGGGCAAGUUACCCGAGAGCUCGACACCAUUGCGGAUCCCAUACCAAACUGGCAGCCGAGCAUUCAUGAGCUCGGAGAGGCGUGGGUUACUUGGGAUCGAACUCCAAGACCAAGACAUUGAACAUGCCCACUUGGAAAGGUCUAUGCUUGCGGCCAUUGCCGAGACAGCACUCAGCGUAACAGCCUGGUUGCUUCUAUCAGACAAUCAGAAAGACAUUAUCGUCCAAGUCACCACAAGAUCUCAAACAACGAUCGCUCGUUUCGUCAUAAAUCCAAACCACCAACGCGUGGAGGUGAAUGCCCCCGUCGCUGGCGCCAAGAUCAUGACGCGUGGCGUCGCGGCGGGCUUCACAGCCGCGCGCGACUCGUUUACUGAGCUCAUGGCAAAGCGACACGAAGAGUCUCUGCGCAAGUGCGAGGCAAAGCAGGCUCGUAAGCAGCUGCGCGAGGAGAUCAAGUGUAUGCGGCGGAAGAAUCUUCUCAAUGGCGGAGAGGACAGCAAGCCAAGGAUGAGGAGCUCAAACGGUGCGAUCGAACGCUUCAGCGCCAGGAGGCUGCCUGGUAUCCUGAGGAAGGAGGAAAAGACGCAGAAGGAGAGAAUGAAGAGGGUGAAGCGCAUGGUAAAAGACGCCAAGAGUCCCGAGCGAUCACCCCUUGUCAUUUUGUCCAGAGUCCAAUCUCAGCAUCCUCCUCCGCAUCGCUCGCACUGCGUAAUUUGCCUCCACCUCCGCUGACGCUGACGCAAGGCUGGGAAUACCGAGCUAUGCCCAUGAUGAGCAAGGACGCUUCGCACUCGCAGAACGGCGCUGUGGUCGCCGUGUAGUCCCUCGAUACAUCUCGCAGCGGCCUAGUAGAAGAUGUGGGGAGGACGAAAUCAGCCGCGACGACGUUGUUCUCGCCAUGGCCUGGCUUG
This is a messenger RNA of Tilletiaria anomala UBC 951, 1307 nucleotides long. RefSeq lists its product as uncharacterized. NCBI's taxonomy places the organism in Eukaryota, Fungi, Basidiomycota, Exobasidiomycetes, Georgefischeriales, Tilletiariaceae. The record is from RefSeq and is a predicted model, not a curated record. Bases 103 to 1128 code for a protein of 341 amino acids. The transcript is spliced from 4 exons.